This is a messenger RNA of Miscanthus lutarioriparius, 2034 nucleotides long. Lineage: Eukaryota; Viridiplantae; Streptophyta; Magnoliopsida; Poales; Poaceae. The record is from the annotation of a GenBank genome assembly.
AUGCGCCGCCUCCGCCGCCUCUCCCUGCACCUCCUCCAGCCCGCCGCCCCACCAGCCCCAGGCGAUCAGCUGGCCCUCGCGGCGUGCGCGGGGGGGCGGGCGCGCCGCGUGGAGGGGGGCGCGGACGUGGCGGCUGCGCUCGCGGCGUACCUCCGGGGCCGGCACCGCGCGACGCAGAUGCGGCUGUUCGACUUCUUCCGGGCGCGGCCCGACCUGCAGACGCCCGUCGAGCUGGCCACGGCCGCGCACCGCGAGCUCUGCUACCGCCAGCUGUGCGCGCUCGUGCGCGAGGCCGGGGUGCGCCCGCUCACGCUCAUGGACAGCGACCCCGCGGAGUACUUCGCCGUCAUGGAGGCCGCCGGCGGGGCCGACAUCUCCCUCGGCGUCAAGCUCGGCGUCCAGUACAGCCUCUGGGGUGGUUCUGUCAUAAAUCUAGGAACCAAAAAGCACAGAGAUAAGUACUUUGAUGGAAUUGACAAUUUGGAUUAUCCAGGCUGUUUUGCAAUGACAGAACUACAUCAUGGAUCGAAUGUCCAAGCCCUACAGACUACCGCUACAUUUGAUCCUGUCACUGAUGAAUUCAUUAUUAACACCCCAAAUGAUGGAGCUAUUAAGUGGUGGAUUGGCAAUGCUGCGGUUCAUGGAAAAUUUGCUACUGUUUUUGCAAGGUUAAUUUUACCCCUUCAAGGAAAAGGAGGGGAACCUGCUGAUAUGGGCAUCCAUGCAUUUAUCGUCCCCACACGGGACCAUGAAACUCAUGCUAUUCUUCCUGGAAUCGAGAUCAAUGAUUGUGGGCACAAGAUUGGCCUUAAUGGUGUAGACAAUGGUGCACUGAGAUUCCGCUCAGUUAGGAUACCCAGAGAUAAUCUUCUGAAUCGAUUUGGUGAUGUGUCACGGGAUGGAAAAUACACAAGCAGUCUGCCCACAAUUAACAAAAGAUUUGCAGCAACCCUUGGGGAGCUUGUCGGUGGUCGAGUUGGCAUUGCAUAUUGUUCUGUGGGUGUUCUCAAAGUCGCAGUAACAAUUGCUGUGAGGUAUGCUCUUCUGCGCCACCAAUUCGGUCCACCUAAGCAGCCUGAGAUCAGCGUGUUGGAUUAUCAGUCUCACCAGAACAAAUUAAUGCCCAUGUUAGCAUCGUCAUAUGCAUUUCACUUUGCCACGGUAAUGUUAGUGGAUAAGUACUCGGAAAUGAAGAAAACCAAUGAUGAGGAUCUUAUUGCUGAUGUACAUGUUCUUUCAUCUGGGUUGAAAGCCUACAUAACUUCAUAUACAGCGAAGUCUAUAAGCAUCUGCAGAGAAGCAUGUGGUGGCCAUGGCUAUGCUGCUGUAAAUCGUUUUGGAGCUCUGCGCAAUGACCAUGAUAUAUUCCAAACAUUUGAGGGCGACAACACUGUUCUUCUGCAGCAGGUUGCUGGAGAUCUCCUGAAGCAAUACCAGGAGAAAUUUAAGGGAGGGACACUUUCAGUUACCUGGAAUUACUUGAGAGACUCCAUGGGUACUUACUUGGCCCAGCCUAAUCCUGUCACUGCCCGAUGGGAGGGCGAAGAUCAUCUGCGGGAUCCUAAUUUCCAGCUGGAUGCAUUCAGAUACCGAACAUCUCGGUUGCUACAUAGUGUCGCUGCUCGGCUACAGAAACAUAGCAAGACACUUGGAAGUUUUGGUGCGUGGAAUAGAUGUUUGAAUCAUUUGCUUACACUUGCAGAAUCACACAUUGAGUCUGUCAUCCUUGCAAAGUUCAUUGAAUCAGUGAAAAGUUGCCCUGAUGAAAAAACACGGGAAGCAUUGAAGCUGGUAUGUGACCUUUAUGCGCUCGACAGGAUCUGGAAAGAUAUUGGAACAUAUCGGAAUGUGGACUAUGUUGCCCCAAACAAAGCUAAGGCUAUUCAUAAGCUGACAGACUACCUCAGUUACCAAGUGAGGCUAGUGGCACGAGAACUCAUCGACGCAUUUGACCUUCCAGAUCUCAUCAUCCGUGCGCCAAUUGGUAUGCAAUCGGAGGCCUAUGCACAGUACACCCAGUAUGUUGGCUUCUAG